UGAACUUCUCUAGAUUGCCCCAGCGAGAGCCAGCCUGCCUGACCAGUUUGUAUUGGCAUUAAGUGCAAAGUGGUUGUGUAUCGAGACAACUUUUGUACUAGCUUUUUUCAUCAAUACCUAUUGCUUGGAUAAACAUAAUGGGCAAAUACACUAUGAUAAUCUUAGCGGCCAUGGCUGUCGCUUUUAUCUUCACUGAAACUGAUGCAGCGGGCAGCUGCCCCCUCCCGUCCAAGACGUUCAGCUGCAGUCCCAAAUGCAAGGAGCAGUACGACUGCAGCCACGGCCGCCUGUGCUGCCCCAACUCCUGCAACGCCAAGUCGUGUGUGGAGCCGGCCGGGAACAGCGGGGCUGGCGGGAAGGAUAAGUAUUCUUCCGGCGGUCCUGGCAGCUACUGUGACAACGUGAAAUGCAACUCCUUCGAGGUCUGCAAGCCGGACGCCUCAGGGAGGAAGAAGUGUCAAAGGGCAUAGUUCUUGCUUGAUUGACUGAACUUAUGUUAUAUGCCUAUAAGAUUUAGGUUGGUAUUUUAUGUUAUUUAUGAUCAAGUUU
Plutella xylostella (diamondback moth) is the source of this 549-nucleotide messenger RNA. RefSeq names its product waprin-like protein. The record is from RefSeq and is a predicted model, not a curated record. Gene Ontology annotation, cellular component: extracellular region. NCBI's taxonomy places the organism in Eukaryota, Metazoa, Arthropoda, Insecta, Lepidoptera, Plutellidae. Gene Ontology annotation, molecular function: peptidase inhibitor activity.